AUGCUUUCAGCUGUAAGAACAGCCAGGCUUAGAUCAUUGAUCAAACACAGCCGUACGAUUCAUAGCAGUUCGAAACAUCUGUCAAGCACUGAAGCUGCCCCGGCUGCUCGUCCAGCACACUAUGACACCUCCCAGAAGCUUUCAGCUAUCGAUGCGGUAAAAGAGAGACGACUCAAGGCCGGAAAGCUGGUCGCUGGAGUUGCUGCCGCUUCUGAUAGUGAUAUGUUCAAAGGCCCGACGACAGGGCUGCCCAAGUCUAAGCGAUGGGAUAACCAUCUCAGUCAUGAGAGCAAAGUAAGAGAGCCAUGUACACUUAAACAAGCAGCUCGCCAUAUGAAGAAGCCCGGUCUCAUCUCCCUAGGGGGCGGCUUACCAUCCAGCGAAGUCUUCCCCUUCGCCGAGCUCGGCUUCAAGGUCCCAGUGGCUCCCAAAUUCUCAGAGAAGGACACGGAAGAAUCAGGCCAAACCGUCACAAUUGGAAAAUACGACGUUAGAGACCGUGGGGGUACUUAUGAUUUGUCCAUCGCCUGCAACUACGGACAAGCUACAGGGUCCCCUCAGAUGAUGAGAUACCUGACGGAGCACACUGAGAUUGUGUACAAACCCCCUUAUGCAGACUGGAAAGUUUGUCAAACUAUUGGAAGUACCGGAGCACUAGAAGAGGCACUACGGAUGUUCUGUGAUAAGGACCGUGGUGAUUCUGUACUCACCGAAGACUUUAGCUUCUCAACCGCCUUGGAAACCGUUGGACCUCUUGGCAUCAAGGCCUUUGGUGUUUCCAUUGACGAGCAGGGCCUGAUUCCAGAGGCUAUGGAUGAGCUUCUGUCGAACUGGGAUGCUAAAGAGCGAGGCUCCCGAAAACCUCAUCUGCUAUACACCGUCCCCUCAGGCCAGAACCCCACAGGUGCAACGCAAGGGACCGAAAGACGCAAGGCGAUUUACGCCGUGGCACAGAAGCACGAUAUAUACAUCAUCGAAGACGAGCCGUAUUACUUCCUCCAGAUGCAACCCUACACAGGCCGCAACCAACCCGAUGUUCCGCCACCAAAGACGGUAGAUGAAUUUGUCUCAUCACUCAUUCCUUCGCUUCUGAGCAUAGAUGUUGAUGGUCGAGUUAUGCGCAUGGACUCGUUCUCAAAAGUGCUUGUCCCAGGAUCUCGUCUAGGAUGGAUCACUGCAUCGGAGCAGAUCGUAGAGAGAUACAUUCGACACGCUGAAGUUGCGAGUCAAGGCCCAAGUGGCUUCUCACAGGUCAUUCUGUAUAAGUUGCUCGACGAGACGUGGGGACAUGAGGGAUACUUGAGAUGGUUGAUGAACUUGCGGCUGGAGUAUACCAAGAAGCGAGAUGCUCUCCUGGCCGCAUGCGAAGAUCAUCUACCAAGUGAUCUCGCCAGCUGGACGCCUCCCGUAGCUGGCAUGUUUAUGUGGAUCAAUAUUGAUUAUACAAAGCAUCCCGACGCAGGAAAGCGAAGUAUCGUCGAUAUAGAAGAGGAAAUCUUCAACUUAUGCAUUGAGAAUGGCGUGCUAAUCGCUAGAGGCUCGUGGUUCUUGACUGAAAAGGACAAGGCACCACCAGGACUGUUCUUUAGGGCGACGUACGCAUCUGCUACACCUGAGAAUAUGAACAAGGCUAUUGAGAGGUUUGGAAAAGCUGUUAGGGAUAGCUUUGGACGAAAGUAA
Messenger RNA from Fusarium graminearum PH-1, 1680 nucleotides. RefSeq lists its product as uncharacterized. Lineage: Eukaryota; Fungi; Ascomycota; Sordariomycetes; Hypocreales; Nectriaceae. Gene Ontology annotation, molecular function: pyridoxal phosphate binding; aromatic-amino-acid:2-oxoglutarate transaminase activity; L-2-aminoadipate:2-oxoglutarate transaminase activity. The record is from RefSeq and is a predicted model, not a curated record. Gene Ontology annotation, biological process: aromatic amino acid catabolic process; L-tyrosine biosynthetic process. Bases 1 to 1680 code for a protein of 559 amino acids. The transcript has 4 exons.